Messenger RNA from Capsicum annuum, 732 nucleotides. RefSeq lists its product as uncharacterized. The transcript has a single exon. Lineage: Eukaryota; Viridiplantae; Streptophyta; Magnoliopsida; Solanales; Solanaceae. The record is from RefSeq and is a predicted model, not a curated record. The coding region runs from base 1 to 732 and encodes 243 amino acids.
AUGGCUAUUGAUAUGAUCUCUGAGGCUCCAAGCUUAGCCACAAGUCCAAGAAUCUCUUUUUCCCAUAAUCUUUCUACUACUACUAAUACAAACAUACAUGACUACCCACAAGUCCAAGAACCUGGUUCUUCUAGUUCUGAAUUCGAUUUCUGUAUCAGUAAUACUACUGAUACAGAAACUUGUUCAGCAGAUGAACUCUUUUCUGAUGGCCUAAUCCGUCCAAUUCAACUUCAAGAAAAGUUUGUUACAUGUACAAAACAUGUCCAAAUAUCAAAAAACACUCAAACUUUAGCCAAUUCACUUCCACCCCUUUUGCCAAAUGAACAAAAUGAUCAAAACCCAAAGCAAGAAAUCAAAUCAAAACAACAAAAGAAUCAUUCUUUUUGGGGUCGAAGUAGUAGUGUUCAUUGUGUUAACACUAAGAAGAGCAGCUCAUUUUGGUCAUUGCCUUUAUUGUCACGUAGUAACUCAACUGGUUCAGUGCCAAAUUCCAAGAAACAAAAUACUCUGCAGUUAAAGCAAAUCAAGAAUCCAUCAUCAGCAUCAGCACCAGCUAAUUUUUACACAUUUCCAUCAUCACAAAAGCCACCAUUAAGGAGGAAUUAUGGAGCAGCAGGGCCAAAUUAUGGUAAUGGUAUUCGAAUUAGCCCAGUUCUUAAUGUUCCAUCACAAAAUCUUUUUGGAUUAGGCUCUUUGUUUCGUAAUGGGAAACAUAAAAAGACUAAGAAAUAA